CCCUCAGUGGCGUGGAUCCCUCUGAUAAACUCAGAACAGUUUUUCAUCACAAAGUAUUUUCCAAUUCCUAAAAAAACCACAACCGGCAGUAAAAACGGGCCGGCAAUCGUACGGAAAAAUAAUUGUUAAAGAUAAAAAUUUGGUUUUAGAGUUCGUACCGCUUUUCUUUUUUUGUUAGUGAUAAAUUCAUGUGAAUCGAUGGGAAAUUGACCGGCCGGUAGCAUCCAUUGUCUCUAGAACCUCGUGAUAAGGCGAGUUAAUGAUUUUCGAGGAUCAGAGGAGGUCGACAGACGUUGAGCUGUGAUUAAUCAUGAGAAUUUCGUGGCUUCAGCCAUCAUCAGUGUCAUGAGUCUCCUUAACGGCGCCAAUUUAACCCCCUCGAUCGCUGAGAUGAAGAGGAAUGGCAGUGGUGAUUCCCAGGCGGAGAGGUCCUCCGUGGGUCCACGUCGACGAGUGCACCUUUUGCAGACCACCGCUCUUCGACGCUCUUCGACGGAAACCUCUAGUACCAGCCCAUUGCGCAAUAACGUUUUACAAUCGUGGACUCAACGAAGGAGUCCAAUACUAAUUCGUGAUUCUAGUUCAGAUCCUGACAAGUCCGUGUCCCCUUCUAGGUUCCGUUUUUCUCGGAAUAGAAAACCCCUCUCGAGAAUUCUAUUCUCACCAUCUCAGGAAUUUCAAUCGAAUUCUGGUAAUUCACUAUUGCAGGAACAAUUGAGUCCCAGAAAUCAUUUCUCUCAAUCAAUAUCAUCAAAAUCGCAAUCGCAAUCGCAACCGACGAAUAUCGUUAAAUCAGCGAAUCGUCUCAAGGAAAUUCGUGCACGGUGUAUAUGCGAGAACGCGAACGUCAACUCGAUGGGUCAACCGGCGAAUAUUUCGACACCAAAAAGCCGACAAAGUGUUGAUCGAGAGGAUGACAUUAACAUCGAUGAGAUGAGCGAUGACGAAGUCAUCUGUGAUGAUUCUGACAGGUCUGGCAGGUCCAGAGACCAGUUGGGCAGUGAAAUUAGGAAGACCGUGGAGGAUGUGAUCGAUAUCUCCGAUGGUGAAGAGGUUCCAGUGUCGGCUCCCCUUUCCGCAACGCCUCAUUCUCCCAGGGUGAACGAUGUCAGGGACAUCGUGACCAUUGAGAUCAGUGAGACCGAGCCCGAGGAGAGGGUCGAGCUAAUUUCUUCUGUUCCCACUACCCCACAGACGAAGAGCAAUGACGGGAUUAUUGAAGAUCAUAAGAGCGAGAGCAAUGAUGAUUGCAUCCUCAUUUACGACGAUGAGGGCAAAACCUCGGAAGACCCAGUGAUGAGUGUGUCUCUUCUUGAGGAGGAGGAAUUCAAGGGAUUUGGCACACCUCGUCAGCCAUCGAGGCUUCAUCUCAUUUCCCAGGAGAAUGGCGAAGUCUCCGAAGGCACGGGUCAUGCUGACGGUCCAGGAAGUGGAGCUGCUGUCACUGCGGAAAUUUCUGCAGAUGUUCCCACUGCCAAGACACUUGAGGCACAGCUCAAAUUAACGAAACCAUGUUAUAUCCCUCUAUUCCAGGCUAAAAUAGAGCUUGAGAAAUUUUUCGAAGAGAGAAAUGAGAAAGAAGAGGAGAGAAAACUGAGAAGCAGGGAAAAAUCCAAGGAGAUUCAAGAGGGAGAGCCCAUUCCAAUGGAGACUGCAGACUCUGUGGAAGGAUCGAGUAGCCAGGGUACAUCAAACUUCGGGGGAAUCACGAGAGCUCAUGAAACAGAGCAUGAUUCUGAGCGAAAGGGUAAUGAGGUUUACGAGAAGUUGGAGAAGCAAGGAAGCGGUGAGAGAAAGAGACGCGGAAGAAAGCCAGGAUCUAAAAAUAAAAUAAAGGUACGAAAAAUCUCGAGUGAUGAUAGAGAGAAAGAUGUGGAGGACGAGGGUCCGGAGAUAACGAGAAGGAGGUGCACACAGAAAUCCAGAGAUGUUGAGGGGUGCGAGUCUGAUGAAGUUGAAGUUGAAGAGGCGACAGGUGAAAAGAGCAAUGAAAUUGCGUCGAGUGUUGAGAAAAUUGUGGAUUAUCAGACUCCGAAGGAAGCUGAGAAGCUCGAUAAUGUAUCUCAGGUAUUGGAAACGCAGACAAGUGGAGAAAGAAAGAAACGUGGUAGGAAACCUGGUGUCAAGGCCAAGCCUAAAAGUACUCUCGAGGUGCCAGCUGUGAAGCCAAAAGAGCCUUAUCAGUAUUCCAAGACUGUUGGCAACAUGACUAUUAAUGUUAUCACGAAAAAUCAGGCUAUGGAGAAGGCCCCACCGCCGAAUAAUGAUGGAUUCGCGGGGAAGGCAAAACGUGGACGUAAGCUUGGGGUGAAAAAUAAGCCGAAAGGACCUGGAGGUGGGAUACAGGGCUUCAAGAGGCCGAAGAGGAAGUACACUGUCAAGGCCAAGUCCCAAUGCAUCGGUCAAGGCAUCAUCCAGGAACCCGAACUACACUGCUGCUAUGAGAAGCCCUGUUGUGUUUCUGUCGGAUGCUCUCAUGGAAAUAAUCACAAGAGAAUUGGCAAGCUUCUUUCACUUCCGGAUAAUACAGAAUUCCUCUUCGCUGAGCAGAAGUAUCAGGAGACUGUUGAGAAGAUUAAUGAGAGAAUGGCGCAAGCGAAUAAUUCUGAUUCGGGGACUGACUCGGUUGACACUGAAGAUCAGACUGGUGAUGGAUUGCAGAAGGCUAUAAUUGAAUUCGCUCCGAUCGAAUUGAUCAGCAAUUCGGAAUCGAAUGGUAAGAAAAUCAGGGGCUUCACAGUGCCUUUGCCACUUUCAGUGCCAAUGGAUGAUUUCGAAACUCUGGAGAAGUCUCAGGAAGACAAAAUACCCAAACCCAAAAUCGUCCAAGACGAGACAUUCCCAGAAGGCACUCUAAAUCACGUUCUCCCAAAACUCCUGAAAACCGGUGCACCUCAAUCUACCACAGCCCCAACUUCUCCACGACGGGAGAAAUUCGGAAUAAGAUCAACAGUCCCCUCCCGGAAGUGUCUCAACCCCUCGAAGAGCUCUGCAAUAAUCGAUUCAAAGAUCCUAUCAUGUUUUGACAAAACCUGGAGGAAAAUCCCAGAGAUCGCGGCUCUCAUGUCGGAGGACGUGUCAUCACCAAAGAAAAUUCGUAGUGACGAAUCAUUCGAUGGAGAUACCACGGACGAACGUCAAUCUUCGAGGUCGCCGUCGAUCAGUAAUAUUGACGUUAUGAAUGGUCAUGCGAGGACAUCUCUCUUGAAUGGGCUCUUCAGCAAGCCCCACAUCCUUUCGUCGUCGACAAAUAAUCGUCGAACAUUCGAGAAGAUAUCGCACAAAUCAGUCUCAAAGGAUCAGCGAAUAAUCAAAGGCAUAACUUCUGAGAAAAAAUAUGGAAAUAAAACAAAUCGUCCACGACUGACAAAGGAGAAUUUAGAAAUAAUCAAUCAAUCCACAGACGCCCAGGAUGGCCUUGACGUAAUGUCCCACAUAAUGAAGCAAAUGCAGGUGCCAGGGAAGACAGUUCCUGCCAUAAAAAUUCCCCUGAGUCCUCCGAUUGUGGCCAGACGAUUACCAGAGGAUGGAAAAUACCAGAACGGUGCAGUGGGUGUGAAAAAUAAUCGUAAGCGAAUCGCAGACGAGAAUUUACAGAGUCCUGAUGAGAAGAGAGUGAAGAGGAAUAGUCAGUGGAGUCUCAAUGGAGAUGAUGAUCUCUCUGAAACGUCUAAUGACAGUCGUUUGUCGGUGUUCGUCGGUGACAGGAGUCGUUCUAGUUAUAUUCUGAGUGGUUUUGAGAAGAAGAGUGCCACUGGAAAGAAUGAGUUGAUCGAUGCCUGGUUGACUAAGGACGUGGACUCCAAAGACGCAACCUCCCACUCUCCACACUCUGCUAAAACGUUCAUGAAUACUCCCAACGAGAGGAAUGACGGUGAUCUAGAGAUGGCAGAUACACUGGAGGCUAUUUUACAAGUGGGUUUGAAUUCUGAAGAUACCAUUGACGAGGCUACGAAGGACGUGCCCAACAAGGAUGAUAUUCCACCGGUAGAUUCUGAGCAUGAACUGUCCUCUGGAUCCUCUUCCUCCAAGACUGUCACGGAGUCGUUGAAGGAAAGCUCUUCUUCUGGAAUUGGAACUCAGGAUAAAGAGAAACAGAGUUCUUUCGAGACUGAUAAUGGGGGCAACAUUCAGGCCUCACAGCCAUCAGCUGUAGUUGUUCCUCAGGAUGAUGAUGAGGAGGAGGAUGAUGACGCACUCUUUCUUGAUGUGGGAGAUGAUGAUUUAAUGGAGGAGACCCCGGAGACUCAUGAAGCCAAAAAGGAUAAGGACAAGCCCCCACAGAAGAUAUCGCCGAUUAAACGUCAGGCAACGCCUCCAAGAAUAAAUCCCAAUGAAUCACCGAAAAGAAUAGCCCCUAUUGUGAGUUCCUCGAUUCUUACCAUUAGAGGAAAAUCGGCGCAUAUAGCUUCAAAACCUGUCAAUUGGGAUGACGGUGAAAUCUUGGACCGUGCAUCGAACUCUGAGACGUAUCAGAUGGCAAAUUUUGAUCGAUAUGCGAGUCAAACCUAUCGCGAGUUUAAUGAUCAAUACUCAGCAGUUGACGCUGCUGAGGGGCAUGAACCAGGGGAUGAUUACGAUGUUUACGCACCAGUACAGAAUACUGAGAGAAUGUAUUUCCCCAAAGACCCAAAAGUCUUCUUCAAAGGUUUGUGCUACGCUUAUUUGAAAACUGGAAAAUGCAGUCGAUUGGAUUGUCCCUUCCACAACAACAAGUUCUCGUUUUAUCUUCAAAAUUUAUCCAAGGCCUUUCCAGCGGUCAUUGAAUCUGUUCUCAAUCAUGCUAUUCAGGAGAGCUACUUUCACGCUCUUCUGGAGAUCUAUCCAGACGCUGUGAAGCAACUGUCUUUAAGAUCAAUCCAGAAUGUCUGUACAAAGAUCCAUGUCCAGGCUGUCAAGCACAAAACCAAGGUCCACGUUAAUUACGCUGCAUAUAAAUUCUAUCAGGAGUCUAUGAAACCGAUAGUGGCAGCUCUUAUCGAAUUGAAGAAAAGCCCCAUAACGAUAAUUAAUAUGUUGUCCAAGUGUUUUCUUCUCCCUGAUGACGAUGAUAUCAAGAAAUUGAUGAGGGUCUUGAUUGCAUCAAAGCAAAUUGCCCCUGGGUUUCAUUGGGACACUUUCAGGGAUUUAGUCAAGCAGUUGACCUCAGCUCCACCACAGUUUCUUGUUAGUUUGAUUCUCCAUGACUGUGUCAAGUAUGACAAGUCACGGGAGUAUUUGGAGGAGGUCUAUGAGAAUGUCAUCAGGAGAAUUCCACAACCGACCCUCCAGACCAUUGAUUCCAACCUCUUGAAACCGUUUACACAAUUUUCUGAUACUAUCGUGGGGGGGCACGUGAACGAUGGAGGGGACAGAACACCAAUGCCUGAUAAUGAGAAUGAUUUUAGUGUUGGAGGUGAGCCGUGUCCACAAAUAGCUUCUCCAGAUGAUGUUCGUCAUGUUGAAAGGUGUGAGGAGAAAACGAAGACGAUUGUCCUUGAGCCUAGGAGGAAGAGUGUUAAAGAGAGAUUAGGACGAAGGGUUGCGCUGAACGGACCGAGAAGAGUUGAAGAACAAGAACCUCUAGAUUUGAUCCCCAUAGAUCGAGUCAGCAGACCAACCUCCCUCUACAAAAAACACGUCCAGGAUCUCCAUUUGGACCUAGGGAACAUUCGACAUGGUUUGAAACACAGGGAUUACCGUCGAGUCAUUGAUACUCUCAACUGUACAAGGAAUCGAGAGACCAAACCAUUUGCCAAAGGAUUCUACCACAUCUUAUGUAGAGAAGUUAUGACAUCAGCUGAUCAUCUUCAAGAGCUGAUAAAACUCUCAGUUCACACCAGGAGCUUCAGAAUUCUUCAUUUAUUGUUCGAGAUUGGAUCACACUUCUUAAUCAAAUUAGCUAAUGACGGGACAUGGAUAAUUGCUUAUCGUUUGUUAAAAAUAUUGAAGAGGAUGUGUGGAAUCAGGGAAGCACCGAAAUAUAUUUUUCUAAUGGCGGAAAUUUUCAUUGCCAAUCAGCGACCAUUGAAGGCACUUGCACUAUUAAAUCAGUAUAAUUUGAUCUCCCUGCCUCGAAAUAACUGGGCUCUCAGAAGCCACUCGAUCGAUAAAUCACUGAGGAAAAUGAUUUUGGGAAAUUUAUUGAUGAGUUUAUGUGGGGUCUGUCCUCAGGAGGCACUCAGUGUUUUCAAAAAGAUGUUGGAACAGCAGAUCAAUUGCUAUGAACCUAUUGAUUUGUCUCAGUACACCGAUGAAAUCUGUAAGUCAUUGCUAAAAUCAAAUAGGAAAGAAGAAUUAGUAGAAAUUGCUAAUUUAAUUGUACGUCAUCGAUUAAAUGCACGACGAUCGACAUUACGAGCUCUCAUCGUAGCAGUUUUUCAUUCAGAUUUUAUUUCGUCUCGACGUUUGCAUCAGUACACGACUUGGAUCGGUCUAUAUCCAAUAAUUAAUAUUAUAAAUCCCACGUGCAUUCGAAUUAAUACUGAUUACACAGAGGAGGAGAUGUUCCUCCAGAUUUUUCACCUAUUUAAAAAUAUCAGGGACAAGUUUGGUGCACUUGUCAAAGAUAUUAUUCCAGAGAACGUUUUAAUAUACUUGAACUUUCAGAUUGUCCCGCAGUUCAAGUGCAUUAUCAACGCUCGAUAUAAUGCAAUUGCUCUAGCUCGUGCCAAGAAAUUGAUGAAGAAGGCUCUCAAGCAUUUUAAUCCUGCUAUCAAUGUUGUCAAGGACAUGGAAAAUAUUUUUAAACUCUCGGGUGAAAAUAUUGUCGCUUAUCUCAAUUCCGAAAAUUUUCAACGUCUCUUGAGUGAGGAGACAUAAUCAUUUUAUUUUUCACAGUAAAUGGAGUUGAACUCUUUUGAUCAAUUCAUUGCUCCUUCAUUUGACACUUAUUAUUUUAUUGGUAUGAUGGAAUCACGUCUGGUUUUUCAAUUUUAUUUGACGACACAAUCAAUAGAAUUUUUUAAUUUUUUUACGAUGAUCCUCUGAAGUUUUUUAAUUUUUAUCUCGUGCAGUUUCUAUCAUGUUCAACGAAACUAUGAAUUUAAACGGAUU
This is a messenger RNA of Fopius arisanus, 7035 nucleotides long. RefSeq lists its product as uncharacterized. The transcript is spliced from 9 exons. Lineage: Eukaryota; Metazoa; Arthropoda; Insecta; Hymenoptera; Braconidae. Bases 346 to 6801 code for a protein of 2151 amino acids. The record is from RefSeq and is a predicted model, not a curated record.